AUGCGGGAUCGGAAUUUUUUUUCAGAUCUGACCAGAAAUCUUUAUAGUUGAUCAUAACGUUAAAAAAGAUAGCAUUGAAUUCUACAAGAUCACAAGAUGAAGGUUAUAUCAGACGAUGCCGUUGAAAGGUAUUUGUGGAGCAACUUAACCAAAACUCAAAUUCUUGAAAAAUUCCAACCAGCUUUACUAAAUGGAUUGAAAGAUUAUAACGAGGACCCUGAUAAGAUUAUCCCACCACGAAUUUCACAAUUAAGUAAUAACCCCAAUUCUUCAGUAACUCAUUUAUACAUGCCAUGUAUCUCACCUAAUGAAGUUGGUAUUAAAGUUAUUAGUGGUGGUCCAAGUUCGAAAUUAGGAUUCCAAGGAUGUGUGUUGAUUCUAGAUGAAUUUACUGGAGUACUAGAAGCAGUUAUCAAUGCUAAAACCUUGACUGCGUUUAGAACAGCUCUUGCUUCUACUUUGGGAUUAGUUAAGGUAAUUCAUCCAGAUAAUAAGGAUAUACUCAAGGAAAUAACAGUUUUCGGUGUUGGUCUUCAAUCAUAUUGGCACAUCGCUUUGAGUUUGAAAAUUUACGGUGAAUCAAUAUUGCAAGUUAAUAUCAUAAAUAGAAGUAUAGAAAAUGCUCAAAAUUUAGCUGAUAAAUUGAAAGAUGUGUUCCCAUUUACUGCAUUCAACUCAUUCCUGUUUGAUCAAGAAGAUGCAUACGUUGGUCAUAUUCAAAAUAGCUCAAUCAUUUUUGGGUGUACACCGUCUACCGUGCCUGUUAUUAAGAGCCAUUAUAUAAACAAAGAUCCCAAAUAUCCAAAGUUCAUAUCAUUGAUCGGAUCAUACAAAGCAAAUAUGAUAGAGUUGGAAUUGGAUUUCAUCAAUAGUGAAUUUAAAUCAACAGGUACCAGUAUCAUUGUCGAUUCCAAGGAUCAUACAUUAUUAGAAUCAGGCGAGCUUAUUCAAGGAGGUAUUGAAAGAGAUCAAUUAGUAGAUCUUGUUGAAUUGUACGAAACCAACGACUCAACAUCUAAUUAUGUUUCUCCACAUAAUAUAACAUUUCAAAAGCUUGUGGGAUUAUCUAUUAUGGAUUUAUCUAUGGGGAAACUCAUAUCCAAAGACAUUACCAGUGACAAAGCUGUAGUUAUAGACGAUUUCUAAUCAUAUAAACUCAAUAUCUGUAUAUAUACAAAACCAUCCAAUAAUAAACAUUCUUAUUUAUUACCUCCUUGCUGAAGUGAAUAUAUUUUGCAUUAAUUCGGUAACCGUAGUUAAGAUUACCACAAAAUAAAAUUAUACGCGCGCGUGGGUUGGAGGAACAAAGUUUGUGAUGGUCAUGAUAACAAAUGGAUCUC
Molecule: messenger RNA, 1340 nt
Organism: Scheffersomyces coipomensis
Lineage: Eukaryota; Fungi; Ascomycota; Pichiomycetes; Serinales; Debaryomycetaceae
Exons: 1
Coding region: 97-1146 (349 amino acids)
Cellular component (GO): cytoplasm
Source: RefSeq, a predicted model, not a curated record